AUGCCACUCACAGUUCUUACUCGAUCAAACCUCCGCGAAUUACUCCAAUCCCUCUCCCGAGACGAAAUUCAAGACCUUCAGCGAAACCUCGCUUCAGCGCUGCGGGAAUACUCGACCGGGGCUCAAGAUAAGGGUUGCUCAGCUACAUAUCAGCCGCAGCGAACGGCUAUCACGCGUCAGAAUGGUUGCACAACCUUGUUCAUGCCCGCCACCAAUGGAAAAACAAUCGGAAUUAAGAUGAUUUCUCUACAAGAUGGCGGGGCAGCGGGGUGCCAGGUCGAAAAGCCUGGCUUCGACGGCAACGAAAGCGACUCUGGCUCUGGAUCUCGGAGACGAGGUUCUGCCCGGAACUCGGUCGCUUCUCUUUCUUCGGACAUGAGCGAGCUCUCAGUGGGUUCUUCCCAAGAAGAUGGAGGCUCCAUCAGCCCCAUGGCCACGCCUGCAAGUGGGGGUAGUAGUACCGAUAGCUCAACACUUCUCUCUGGUUGCGUGAACCAACAACCCGUUAUCACAAAUGCAAAUGUCUCCAAGACUCUUGGCGCUUGGCCCGGGGCGGGGACUCGUGAUUCGUCUCCGCGGGGCAGUGUAACCCUUCUCGAUGGGGAAAGCCUGCCAUUCGCCUUGAUUAAUGCGCAUGAGCUUACGGCGUUCCGGACAGCGCUGGCUUCGCUCAUGAUUUUUAACAAGCGCAAGAAGGUCCGCACUCUGCUCGUAUUCGGAGCUGGAAAUCAGGCUUAUUGGCAUAUUCGCUUGGCGUUGACGCUUCGUGGGGAUGAUAUUCGGAGAGUUUACAUUGUCAAUCGGUCCUUUGACCGCGCUGCAAAGCUGCUUCAAGAUAUCUACUCACCUGAGAACGCUUCUUGGCGCGGAGAUGCGAAAUUCUCCGCAAUGAGCAGUGACUUUGGAGAAUACAACCGCAUUCUGAAAGAGCAUGUUCGAAAAGCGGACGCGAUUUUCUGCUGCACCCCAUCCGUGAAUCCAUUAUUCCCGGCGGAGUUCCUUACCUCUCGUGAAGGACGUCAGAAAGGACGUCUCAUCAUGGCCGUUGGUUCUUACAAGUCCCAUAUGACUGAGAUCCACCCCGACAUUCUCCGCGAUGAAGUAAAUGUAACGCCUCCUCACAGACAUUUCCACAAGCACACUCAACGGAGUGGAGUAGUUGUCGUGGAUAGCCUAGACGCAGCUAUCAAGGAGGCUGGUGAGAUUGUUCAAGCUGGUAUCAAGCCAAAGCAAUUGGUUGAACUGGGUGAACUACUGAUGGUGCGUCAUGCCACGCUCAAUGAUGAAGGUGAAACCGAAGACAAGGGUCUGCGCGAGUGGGCGGAGAAGGGCAAUGUCAUUUACAAGAGCGUUGGGCUGGGUUUAAUGGAUCUUGUCACGGGAGGUGAUUUGGUGAAGUUGGCUCGGGAGCGUAAUCUGGGGACAACAGUUGAGGAAUUUUAG
Molecule: messenger RNA, 1443 nt
Organism: Penicillium angulare
Lineage: Eukaryota; Fungi; Ascomycota; Eurotiomycetes; Eurotiales; Aspergillaceae
Product: putative proline utilization protein PrnX-like
Exons: 1
Coding region: 1-1443 (480 amino acids)
Cellular component (GO): cytoplasm
Source: RefSeq, a predicted model, not a curated record